AUGGAAAGCAAGGAACAAGUUCAAAAAGCCUCCCAGUUCGGGUAUAAAUGUGGAAAGAAGAGGAAUAUGACACGUGAUUUUCGGGAAUCAGUUCGGACUUGUAAUCGUAUAUGUUAUGGUUAUAGUGAGAGUGGACAUAUUUAUUCUGAAUGCCCGAAGGCGUCAAAAGAAAUACCAAAAUGGGUUGGUCGGGGUGAUAGAGGAAAUCCUCGGGAGGAAAGAAAGACAGAUGUUGUGAUAGGUACCUUCACUUUAAAUUCACUCCCGGUUUAUGUGAUAUUUGAGUAUGGUGUAACAUGUUCCUUUGUAUUUGUUAAAUUUGCUUCUCAUUUAACAACACAAUUAACCCCGAAAAAUGAGCAUAUUUUAGUAGAAGUUUUAGACGGGAGAUAUGUAUUGGUAAAUGAGGAAUAUCAUGAGUGUCGACUUGGGAUUUACGGGACCGAAUUCCUUAUAAAUCUUAAACCGAUCACUACCAGAGAAAUUUGA
Molecule: messenger RNA, 489 nt
Organism: Lactuca virosa
Lineage: Eukaryota; Viridiplantae; Streptophyta; Magnoliopsida; Asterales; Asteraceae
Source: the annotation of a GenBank genome assembly